AUGGAGGAGGCGGCCGCCCCGGCCUGGCGGCGUGGUCUCGGAGUUCUGCAGCGCCUGGCGCGUGAGAGGGUCUCGCCGGACCUUGUGGGCUUCAAUGCCGCCCUCUCCACCUGCGAGCGUCGCAGUCGCUGGCCGCUUGCAGUGUGCCUUGCUGGAGAGCAAGCUUCGACGGAUGCAGUGACCUGCAAUGUGCUGCUGAGCGCAGCCGUCCGUAUCUCCUGGCAGCGAGCAUUGGCAACAGUUACGCGAAUCGAGGUGGAAGGCAUCCAGCCAGACUCUGUGACAUACAACACGGCCGCCCACGCCCUCUGCAAGGAAGACCAGGACCAGUGGCCGAUGACACUGAAGCUGCUACACGAUUCGGCUGAAGCAGGCAUCCGGCCUGGCAAGGUGUCAUUCGCCGCGCUGGCGGCCGUGGCACGGCGGAGGCGUCAUUGGUGCCAGGCUUUGUAUCUGCUCCAGCACAUGAAAGUGGAGCAGGUCGAGGCAGAUGCGGUGAGCUGCGCACUCGCUCUGCGCUGCUUGGAGGACUGCAGCGAGUGGUCCUGGGCCAUGCUGCUGUUGCAACGACCCGGGUUGGACUCCACCUGCCUCAAUGUGGCCCUGUCGGCUGUGCUUGCCGGAGCUGAGGCGCCGUGGCACCGGGGGCUGUGCCUUGUGGCGCAUGCGCUCCAGCACGGUCCUGCGCCGGACUCCGUAAGCUGUAGCACCGUCGCCAGUGCCUGUGCACGAGCAGCCGUUCCCGGCGUCGCACAUCGCUUGCUGCACACGUUGCAGUUCUCUGGCGUCCGCCUCGGGACAUCGGCCUACAACGCCUUCAUGGCAAGUUCUCGUGGGCGCUGGUCCCUGGCCAUGGCGACGUUCAAGGAGAUGGGCGAGAAGGCGUUGACCCGGGACACCAUCACUGUCGGGGCUGCGGUGGCAGCGCUCUCUGCCGACAGCACAGCUUGGGAGAAGGCGAUGUACUUCCAGAGGCAGAUUGGCUUGAUACCAAGUUGA
Molecule: messenger RNA, 999 nt
Organism: Symbiodinium sp. CCMP2456
Lineage: Eukaryota; Dinophyceae; Suessiales; Symbiodiniaceae
Source: the annotation of a GenBank genome assembly